AACAAUUCUACAGAUUCAGAUAGAAAAGUUGCAUAAUGCUUAAGUAAUAAAUAAAAACUAAAAUCUCUAAAGCUAUUUUGUUACAAAGAAAAUAUACAUGAUCAAAUCUAUAAUGAAAUAAUGUAAUCUUUGAAACAAAAUAGCUCUAUCUAAACUUUAGACUUGGCAUUCUCUAACUUUAUAAAAUAAUCUUAAGGCAUAGCUCUUUGCGAAUCAUUAAACCAUAUGAGUGAGUUAAAAUAACUAAAUUUUACUACAGAUCUUACUUCAAAUAAAAUUGAUAUUUUAAAUUAAAUUUUGGAAAGUAUUGGAAAAAUUUAAAGCUUAAAAGAGUUAGAUUUGCACUUUAAAACUGUAAAUGUUUUUACAGACCGUAAAUAAGAAUUAGCCCUAUCACACUUAGGAUAACUCAAACUUUUAAGCUUAAGCAUAAACAUUGAAUCAAUGCUAUUUUCAAAUGAGUUUUUAGAACUAGGAAUGGCUUUAUAAAGAUAAAAUGAUUUAUAAAAGCUUAAAAUUCUUAUUAGAUUUUAAGAAAAGAAAAAAUAAGGUUUUGGAUUUGGUUUCUAAGCUAGUUAAUAAUAACCACCUGAAGAAAAUAAUGAAAUAGAAUCUAUAGAAGAUUUUAUAAAUGGGAUAAAUACUCUCACUAAUUUAAAAGAAUUGCAUUACGGGAUAGCUCACGAUUCAACUAGAAUAAUUUUAAACUAGAUUUUACAAUCACUUUAAAAUUUAAAGAAUUUAGAGGUAUUUAAUCUUUACAACAACGAAAAAUAUGAAGGAUCUUAAAUGGUUUAAUUAUCAGAAGCAAUUUCAUUUAUGAAGAAACUAAAAAUACUUAAUUAUCAAAGCUUAUUUUGGCAAAAAACAAUUCAAAAAUAAAUUUAGUAAUUUUAAACUUUACAAAAUCUAGAAUAAUUAUUUUUGAAUAUUGAUUGUAAUUAUCUUAAUAAAUCUAUUGUUGGACUUGAGCAAAUGUUUUCAAAUUUAUUCUAACUAAAAACAGCACAUUUAAAGGUCUUUAUAACUAAAGAUAAUUAGUCUUUGCUUCAAGAUUUAUUUAAAGGACUUUAAAAUUUAAGAAACUUACAAGACCUUUAGAUUAAUUUAGGUAAUUAUGAAUUCACAGAUAAGGGAGCUGAUUUAUUUCACUAAGCUUGUUCAGGAUUAGAAAAUCUAAGAGAAAUGUUUUUUGAAAAUUUUAACAUUAAAAGGGAUUUUACAGAAGAAGGAAUUUAAAGCUUCAGAGAUGGAUUUAGUAAACUCAGAAAGUUAAAAUUCUUAACUGUUUUUUUGAAUGUUCCAUGUAUAGAAAUUAAUUAAAUAAUACAAGGUAUUUUCAGUAAUAUUUAUUUAUGCGCAGUGUACCUCAACUUUUAAAUGAAAGCAGAAUUUGAUUUUAAUUCUAUUAAAAUUGAAAAACCUAUAAAGGAAAAAUCAAUAGUUGAAUCUAAAAACAGAAAUAAAAGUAAUUUAACCAAUUUACAACUAAGCUUUCGAUAUGCUUAGCAAUGCUAAGUUGAUGAUUUUAUGAAGUUUUAUGAAAAAUUUGAAGACUUUGAAAAUUUAAAUUCCUUGACUAUUUCUCAUGAUUGGGAUAUUUCUUAAAACUCAAGUUAAUUUAUUGAAUGCACAAAGAUGUUUGUAAAUUUUUAUAGGUCUUUUAAGUAGUUUAGGAAAAUGAAAGAACUUAAAAUAGAAUUAACGAACUCGUCCUACAAUUUUGAAGAAAUACCAAUUUAAAAUAUGAAAUAUUUAACUAAUUUAGCUAAACUUGAACUAAUUUUGUUAAAAAAUAAUAUUCAUUCAUAUCAUUUGUUAUUUGAUUAGCUGGAAUACUUCAUACACCUUCAAUAUCUUAAAAUAUAAAUAUCAGAAGAAACUCCUUUUUCUAAGACUGCAGCUAUUUCACUCGGAUAAAGUUUAACCAAAUUAAAAAAGCUUUUAACUUUAGAUUUGUAGUUAUUAUAAAAUUGUACAAUAGAAAUAGAAGGAGCUAUUUAAAUAGGUACAGGAAUUGGCUAUUUAAAUUAUUUAUAAUCUUUAAAAAUUUACUUUGGAGAUUUAUGUGAAAUUAAUGAAAUUGGAGCUUUGAAAAUAGCUGAAGGGAUAAGUAAAAUAUCUACACUUAAUUAUCUUAGUCUAGAUAUUGGUUAGAAAAACAAAGUAAGCAAAAAAGCAGGAGCAGCUUUAGCUUCUUCAAUAAAGAACUCAAAGAAUUUGACUGAUCUAUUUUUCUAAAUUCAAUAUGAUAACACCAAUUACUAAGGACAGUAAUUUUUGAAUGAGAUAUCGAAGUCCUUGAGUGAAUUAAAGCAGAUAAAAUAAUUGAUGUUGAGUAUUAGCUUUGAUGAAAAUUUAGAAUAUUGUCCAGAAUAACUAAAGCAAUUUAUAAGCUUCACUUGUACUAAAGAAGUAACGCUAGUUAUUGAAAAUGAAUAUUAAUAACAAAAGACAUAUUUAAAAUCAGAAGAUUCAGCAUGUAAUAUCUAAUUCAUAUUUUAAUACGAUUUACCAUAGCCUGUGUUCUUUGCAAAAGUGGAAAUAGAAUCUUUGCAAAAUGUUUCUAAAGAUAUUUAAUUAGGUAUUUAGUUUAAACUAAACUAAAAUAGCUCUAAAAAUGAUCACAUAUUAAAUUUAAAAAAUGAAAUUCAAAAAUUGUAAGUUAGAAAUCUAAAACUUAAUUUGGAAUAUUUCUAAUUUUAAGACUAAUUUUUAGACCAGCUAAUUUUACCAAUAUUAUAAAAUUAGUAAUUAACAAAAUUUGCAUUAAUUUUAAAUCAAAAAUAAGCUUCUGAUAUUAAUGCUGAAGUAUUUACUCAAAUUGGCAAGCAUCUCAAUAACUUAAAUUUGAUAGAACUCAAGCUUGUGCUAAAAGAAUCAUAAAAUUCUCUUAGUUAAUUUUUUAAAAAAUCUUAACUAAUUUUAAAGUAGCUUAAAUACUCUAAAACACUUGUCAAUUUGUCAGUAUAUAAAUUCUUUUUUGGCAAAUCAAUCUAAAAUUAUAAAAGAUAUAUCGAUAGACUUGUCAAAUUUGAAUAAUUUUUUAAUGAUUGA
Messenger RNA from Tetrahymena thermophila SB210, 3057 nucleotides. RefSeq lists its product as hypothetical. The record is from RefSeq and is a predicted model, not a curated record. The transcript has a single exon. NCBI's taxonomy places the organism in Eukaryota, Ciliophora, Oligohymenophorea, Hymenostomatida, Tetrahymenidae.